UAAAACACCUUCUUUCUAACUUCCCACCCGCGAACUAACGUCGUUUUUUGUGUUUUUUUAACUUCCCUUGUCGGAAAAAUAUUAAUUAUCCGCCAAGCUGGACGACAAAAUGGGGAUGAGCAAGAACCUGCUGCAGACGUUCGAGGUCCGGUUCGACGGCGGCGGCGCCGAGCGCGGCUACUACACGGCCGGAGACCGGGUGUCCGGCAGGGUCAGGGUCAGGGCGGCCCGGACACUGCGGGUGGCCGCGGCCGGGCUCAGGUUCGUCGCCCUGGGCUACGCCCGCGCCGAGCUGGGCAAAGGGUCGCAGGCCCUGCGGCAGCAACAGCAGGAGUACCUGCGGCAUGGGGGGGCCCUGUGCCCCGACCCCCAGCACAAGCAGCAGGAGGAGCCCGCAGACGCCAAUGGCUGCACCCUGCUGCGAUCGGGGGAAAUGUACGAGUACACCUUCACCUUCCAGUUGCCUAAAGGGCGUCUUCCCCCGUCCUUUAAAGGGAAGUACGGAGGCGUGUGCUACCUUGUGAAGGCCUUUAUUGAGCAGGAGGCCCUGCCGCCCCUGGAGUGCAGCAAGGACUUUGAGGUGGUGGAGCCCAUCGAUGUCAACACCCCAACCCUGCUGUCCCCAGUUGGUGGUUCUAACAAGAAGAACCUGACCUGCUUCUUCCUUGCAGACGGCUACGUGUGUAUCGCAGCCAAGAUUGACCGGAAGGGCUACUGUCAAGGCGAUGAGAUUUGCAUCAACGCCCAGUUCCAGAACAACUGCUCCAGGAUUAUCGUGCCCAAGGCGGCCAUCUUAGCCAAGCAGACCUACCUGGUGAACAACAGCACCAAGGUGGUGAAGGAGAAGCUGGGCUGUGUGCGGGGGAACCACAUCAUUUCGGGGAUGUCCGAUUCCUGGUGCGGCAAGUGCCUCCGGAUCCCCACAGUCAAGCCCUCCAUCGAAUGCAGCAUCUUGCGCCUGGAGUACUCCCUGCUGAUUUAUGUCCACAUUCCCGGCAGCAAGAAGCUGAUCCUGGACCUGCCGCUGGUGAUUGGCACCAUCCCUUACAGCGGCAUGGACAGCAGGACGAGCAGCAUGGCCAGCGACUGCAGCAUGAACACCAACAACAGCAUGAGCUACAACAGCAUGAGCUGGCCACACAUGGCCUUCCCACAGUCCAUGUCCGAAUCGUCAUUUGAGGAUAACCAUCGCAUGGAAUGCCCCACCACUCCGCUGCUGGAUGAGAACGACGGGGUCCCGGAGAGCCCGAUCUUCAUGAAAUCCCCCUUCGACUACCCCUCUCCACCCGUCUGCAACCUGGUGGAUGAAAACGGGAACAGCGCGAUCCCGGUGCAAUGAAGCACCUUACGAAGCCAGGACACAUUAAAAAUAUUAUCUUGGACUUGCGUCUAAAUUCCGGUCGGCCGUUACGAGGUGCUGGCAGCGCAGGGCCCCCCUGAGGUGAAGGCGGAGGAGGGCCAGUGAAGAGGGGAAAGGAGGUAUUAUCACUCCCAUGUACAAAGCCUUGACUCCGGCAAUCGGGCAUUCGGAUCUCAGUUGUGUCGCGAUUCUCUUGACAGCAGUGAGAGGGGGGGCCCCCACAACGCUCGGUAUUUCCUCAUCACCAGCGUUGUCAGCUGUGCUUGGGUUGUGUCUGAUUUUUAAUCUAAGGUGUUGUUUUUGUGUGUGUGUGUGUGUGGGGAGAAAUCAGUUUGCCUUAAAACUGACAGGUAUUUUGUAACCUGGCAGUGCCACAUCUUGGUGCCAGGCCAGGGGAAGCUGCUGCUGCUGGGCACGCAGUAGGUCCCGCCAGUCACUGCCCUCCUUGCCCACCUGGGGUAGGACAAGCCCCGACUUAAAAUGACAAGAUAUAACCCCAAGAUUCUCUCUCUCAACUGCUGCAAACCAACUCACUCCAAACACGAAGUCUUCAAAUAUCAUUUUAAAUUGUUCCAAAGUGUGUAGGAGGAUAGUGAUCGUCUACAUGGGACCGCUGGUCGGAACCGACUCUGACGGCCUGUUUCCCCCGCUGUAUCUCAAGUCUAAACAUGCGGACUGUAUUUUGAAGUGUGUAGAGGGGGGGGCUGAAGAGGCAACGCAUAGAUUUCUUAAAUUUCAAAUAACCUCUUUUUAAAAAAAAGUAAAACAUGUAUAGGUGGCACAAAAAAGCUGGAGAAACUCAGCGGGUGCAGCAGCAUCUAUGGAGCGAAGGAAAUAGGCAACGUUUCGGAAUGAACCCCUUAAGGAAAUAGGCAACGUUUCGGAAUGAACCCCUUAAGGAAAUAGGCAACGUUUCAGAAC
Messenger RNA from Leucoraja erinaceus (little skate), 2281 nucleotides. RefSeq names its product thioredoxin-interacting protein-like. Bases 110 to 1339 code for a protein of 409 amino acids. The record is from RefSeq and is a predicted model, not a curated record. The transcript is spliced from 8 exons. NCBI's taxonomy places the organism in Eukaryota, Metazoa, Chordata, Chondrichthyes, Rajiformes, Rajidae. Gene Ontology annotation, molecular function: ubiquitin protein ligase binding. Gene Ontology annotation, biological process: protein transport. Gene Ontology annotation, cellular component: cytoplasm.